Molecule: messenger RNA, 1120 nt
Organism: Impatiens glandulifera
Lineage: Eukaryota; Viridiplantae; Streptophyta; Magnoliopsida; Ericales; Balsaminaceae
Exons: 1
Coding region: 40-1029 (329 amino acids)
Source: RefSeq, a predicted model, not a curated record
AACUCGAUCUUGAAAAACCUUUUCCCCCAAAUCACAUCCAUGGCUUCAGUACCAGCAACUCUGAAUCUAUAUGGCGUUUUAUCCGAAUCGAAAAGAAUCGUAAACGCCCACUCUCGUCACUUCCUCGCUCUAUCAGUCCUCUUUCUUCUUCCUCUCGCUUUCUCUCUAAUCGUUUACCCUACUCUCGAAGAUGCCCUAAUUUCAACCUCCCGUCAAAAACCCACACAGACCCUCCUCCGAUCCUCUAACUCCUACGACCUCGAUUUUCAAACCCUAAUACUACCUCUAAUCUACACCAUCUUUGUUUACAUCUUCUCCCUAUUCGCCGUUGGAUCCGUUUCUAACAGCAUCCACCAUGGAUUCUAUGGAAGACCCGUGAAGCUCGCGUCAGCUGUGAAAUCGCUAGCUUACUCCUUCAUUCCACUCGUCGUGACAUCAAUCGCAUCCGGAAUCGCAAUUCUUCUGGUUUGUGUUUGUUUUGGUGUUUUCGUUAUGAUAGUAAUACAAGGAAUUCAAUUUCUAGGGUUUGAAAUUGAUUACAAUUCUAGUUAUUCAUAUGGGUUCUUUAUCAUAAUUUCUGUGUUCAUUACAUUAUUACUUAUCAAUCUGUCCGUGAAUUGGUCACUAGCGCCUGUAAUUGUGGUAAUUGAAUCAAAAUGGGGGUUUGAACCAUUGAGGAGAAGUGCUUACUUGAUUAAAGGAAUGAAACUGGUUUCACUUUCUCUGAUGCUUAUGUUCAAUUUGAUAAUUGGGUUUUUUAUUUGGGGCGGUUCCUCGAGUUCUUCCUCAAUUGCUUUCGAUGAUGGAUGGGAUUGCGCCCAGUUUAUCUUACACACGGUUUUGAGUUCAACUUUUGUGACCAUGUUCAUGCUCAAUAGCUUGGUUUCAACUGCUGUAUUGUAUAUGUAUUGUAAGGCUCUCCAUGGAGAAUUGGCUUGGGAGAUUGCUGAAGAGUUUUCGACAGAAUAUGUUUGUUUGCCUUUCGAUGAUGCUAAGGUUCCUCAUGUUGUCUAUGUUUCUGAACCUUGAUGAUGAUGAUCAUCAUCAUUUGGUACCAGGUUAGUGAACUCUGUUUUUUAAUGUACUGUUAUAUGAAGAAGAACUUGUGAUUGAUUGUUAA